AUGGCCGAAAUUCAUGCGGUCGACCCGACCUGGAGAAAUCUUCACUCAAGCACAUGGAGAACUAUCCGACCUGGCAUAGCCGCUGUGUGCGAGCAAGCUGCGGACCGAGACCUUACCCAUGCCGAGCCACACUACCAGAAAAUCCAAGAAGGCGCUAGUCUGCCCAAGACGAUGGCUGCUCCAAGUGUUACAAAGUUACGUGGAUCGCCCCCUUUAGAGGCCCUGCCCGCCCCGGCCAGCCGCCGCCCCCCGCGCCGCCCCUGCCCGCCGCCACCGGCCCUGCCCACCCGCCGCCGCCCCUGCCCGCUCUCGCCCGUCCUCGCCCGCCACGGCUCCGCCCGCCCCGACCUCGCCCGCAGCCGCCCGCCCCCGCUCGCCCGCCCGCCAUGGCUUCCCCCGCCCGCCAUGGCUCCGCCCGCCCGCCAUGGCUCCGUCCGCCCGCCCCGCUCGCCCGCCCGCCAUGGCUCCAUCCGCCCGCCACUGCUCCGUCCGCCUCCACCACGCCCGCGCGUCCCGCAUCUCCGGCUUGGCUGCACCCGCAGCUGCCGCUCGCACCGCGUCGCGCCUCGCACGCUCCCCCGCCCGUGCCGGCUCCGACGCCAUCGGGUGCACACGCGCCCGGCUGCUCCAACCGUCGCGAUUUUCGAAAGUUCAGCGCGCCACGAGUGA
Lolium perenne is the source of this 669-nucleotide messenger RNA. Lineage: Eukaryota; Viridiplantae; Streptophyta; Magnoliopsida; Poales; Poaceae. The record is from RefSeq and is a predicted model, not a curated record.